Aspergillus tanneri is the source of this 1551-nucleotide messenger RNA. RefSeq lists its product as uncharacterized. NCBI's taxonomy places the organism in Eukaryota, Fungi, Ascomycota, Eurotiomycetes, Eurotiales, Aspergillaceae. The transcript has 7 exons. The coding region runs from base 1 to 1551 and encodes 516 amino acids. Gene Ontology annotation, molecular function: protein binding. Gene Ontology annotation, cellular component: kinesin complex. The record is from RefSeq and is a predicted model, not a curated record.
AUGCCCUUUACGCAACUGCGUCCCGCGCGGCGUGCCCCUCCUGCUGAGAGCCGGACAAAUGGCCGUUCGCAUGAAAACGAGACGACGCAUGGUUCUUUGAUCAUGGCAUCAAUAUCGUUCCGUGGCAAUAACCAUGGGCUGCAGAUUGGAGAUAACCGUGGUUCGAUCAAUGCAGAGUUCCAUCUGCCUCCAGAGCGACCAGAAACUCCACCCGGCCCUUUAUCAACCGUCCCGUUUGCGCGCGAUCCAGACUUUGUCAGUCGCGAUACACUGCUUCUCCCCGGAUCAAGGAUAGCGCUUGUUGGCCUCGGUGGUGUGGGGAAAUCGCAACUCGCCAUUGAGUACUCCUACCAGGUCCGAUCCCAAUCGCCAGCGACAUGGGUCUUCUGGGUCCAUGCGACUAAUGCGGCCCGCUUCGAGCAAAGCUUUCGGGACAUAGCGGACCAAGUUAAAAUCCCGGAGCGCCGGGAUGCCCAGGUCAAUAUAUUCAGUCUGGUCGAAAAUUGGCUCAGGGAUAAGAAGAGAGAAGCCGCUAGCUUUCUUAGAAAUCGAGCGCCUCGCUAUUCGGUGUCGCAGUACCUAAGGGACUUUCAACGGAGUGAACGCGAAGCAACAGAGCUGCUGGAAAAAGAGGCAGGCCACUUCUACCGGGACUGGGAAGCGAAGAACUUAAUUCUGGUAACAUGGCAAAUAUCGUUCGAUCAUAUUCGUCGAACAAAGUCAUCCGCAACGGACUUACUUUCUCUUAUGGGCUUUUUCGAUCGGCAAGAGAUUCCAGAGAACCUUCUCAGGAUACGGGACGCAAGCAACCACGAUUCCAAAUUAAUGUCUCUAGAUGAUUCCAGUGUCGACGGGGAGACCUCUGGGUCUGAUAUGAGCCUCGAUUUUGAAGAUGAUAUCACAACACUGAGGAAUUAUUCAUUUAUCUCUGGCCGGUGGGAGGAGGCCGAAAAGCUUGAGGCCCAGGUGAUGGAGACAUGCAAGACGAAGCUCGGCAAGGACCAUCCUGACACGCUAACGAGCAUGGCCAACCUAGCAUCGACGUUCUGGAACCAGGGCCGAUGGGAGGAGGCUGAGAAGUUCUAUGUGCAGGUGUUAGAGGCUCGCACGACGAAGCUCGGCAAGGGCCAUCCUGAUACGUUGAUGAGUAUAAAAAACCUGGCGAUGACAUAUAGCAAUCAGGGCCGGUGGGAGGAGGCCACGAGGCUCUUUAUGCGGACGAUGGAGACUUAUAAGACGAAGCUAGGCAAGGACCAUCCUGAUACACUAUCGAAUAUGAAUAACCUGACGGUGACAUAUAUGAACCAGGGCCAGUUGGAGGAGGCAGAGGAGCACUUUAUGCAGAUGAUACAGAUAGGCAAGACCACGCUUGGUUAUGACCAUCCCUCUAUGCGGACAUGCGUGUCUAAUUUAGCGGCAAUGUAUCGUAACCAGGGCCGAUGGGAAGAGGCCGAGAAGCUCGAGGUCCAGGUGAUGGAGACUCGCAAGGCGAAGAUCGGCGAGGACCAUCACAACACACUUCUAGAUCAUGACGCUGAAGCUAUCAAUUAA